Galeopterus variegatus (Sunda flying lemur) is the source of this 930-nucleotide messenger RNA. Its product is annotated as zinc finger protein 717-like. The transcript has 4 exons. Lineage: Eukaryota; Metazoa; Chordata; Mammalia; Dermoptera; Cynocephalidae. Gene Ontology annotation, biological process: regulation of DNA-templated transcription. The record is from RefSeq and is a predicted model, not a curated record. The annotation marks the transcript as partial.
AUGCCGCAGACCCUCCCCCCCCCCCCCCCCCCCGCUGCUCCUCAGAUCAGCAGAUCCUCAGGAUUGUGCGUCCCUGAAACUAUGCUGCCAGAGUGCACUAAAGGUUUACAAGAGCAAGAAAAGAUGAAAAAAUCUCCAGAGUUGGUAUCAUUUGAGGAUGUGGCUGUGGACUUCACCUGGGAGGAGUGGCAGGACCUGAAUGAUGCUCAGAGGACUUUGUAUAGGGAUGUGAUGCUGGAGACCUACAACAACCUGGUGUCACUGAAUGUCCAGAUAAAUGACCUCAUGAGAAGGAACCAAGAAAGUCAUGGUAGAUGCUUGCAGCAAGUUGUAAUCAGAAACAGGAACACAGCUGAGGAGAGAGUUGCAUUAGGAAAAUCAUUUUAUUUGAAUUCAUAUGUUUUAAAUCUAAUUAUAAACAAUGGAAACUAUUCAGGAAAGGGACAUGAGAAGUUUUACAUAUGUGAGAAUGCACUUCUUCCUAGAGAGCCUGAUGAGGUGCCUGCUGUACUGAAACCUGACAACCAUCAUAUAACUGGAGAAUUGCCCAGACAUGACCACCUUAGUCAUCAUCGCAAUAUUCAAACAGGGAAGCAGCUUUUAGAAUACAGUGGAAAAGGGAAACCCUCUGACACAGAGCCAAUAAUAUUUACAUGUAAAAAGAUUCAUAUGGAUGAGACCACCUAUAAGUAUAACAAAUACAGGAAAGGCUGUGGUAAGUCAACUGUCACUGCCCAGGAAAUAAAUCAGAUAGAAAAGAAAACUUUUCGAUGUGGUAUAUGUGGGAAAAUGUUCUAUAAAAAGUCUGAAUUCACUAAGCAUCAGAUUAUGCACACAGGAGAGAAACAGUAUAAAUAUACUGAAUGUGAGAAAUCUUGUAUUAAGGAAUUAUACCUUACCUCACAUCAGAGAGCACCUACACAGGAGAAG